This is a messenger RNA of Uloborus diversus, 4921 nucleotides long. RefSeq lists its product as uncharacterized. The transcript is spliced from 14 exons. The record is from RefSeq and is a predicted model, not a curated record. The coding region runs from base 40 to 1692 and encodes 550 amino acids. Lineage: Eukaryota; Metazoa; Arthropoda; Arachnida; Araneae; Uloboridae. Gene Ontology annotation, molecular function: zinc ion binding.
GUUUUGCCUGAAAGGAGCUGGAUUUGGUCAAGUGUCAGAAUGGUUAAUUGUACUCAGCCAACUAAUGAAGUUUCUGCAUUGCUUGUUCUUCCCAGUUUCUGGACAAAAAUGACUAACUUUAAUGUAACAUGUACAAAUGGAUGCUCUGGUCACGGUGACUGUUAUGAUGGUGUGUGUUUUUGUGAGGUUCAAUACAGUGGAGGAAGCUGCCGUGAUCCAAAUUUGAAUUACUAUAUUGCUUUUUCCAGUAUAUUCUACAUUAUUUGUGCUGUAUCUGUUAUCCAAUUAAUACUCUGCAUUAAGUCUGAAUUCAGUAGGACUAAACCACGUUCAAUCAUCAAAGCAUGUAAUGUAACUACUCAGAAGACUCUAUACAUUUUGACAUGUAUGGCGACAGCCCUUCGGGGAUAUUAUUUUUCAUCACCUGAUCAUGAAGCAAUGUUAUGGGCUUCAAGCUUAAUGAGUGCAUACUAUCCUGUGUUACUUUCUGGUUUUUCACUUAUUGUGUGCUUUUGGGCAGAGGUUUUCCACCUUCGGGAUCUGACAUUUGAGAAACCUGGAUUUCUGAGUAAAUCUCUGCUAGGCUUUGUCCUUUUCAAUAUUAUUACAUACUCUCUAUUAUUGGCCGAAUUGUUACUCCUACAGUUUUCAAAUAUAGAACCAAGCCUAUUUAUUAAUAUCUUUCAUGGAUGUUAUGCUGUCUUGAUGCUGGUUGUAGUCGUCUUUUUCUUAAUUUAUGGUGUGGAAGUUUAUUUCAAGGUUCGAGGAGAGUUUAUUCAAGGUUCAUCUUCUGCAACUGAUUCAUCACAACUUCAUCAAUCCCGAAUCGGACUAGUGUCUCAAGCAGUAUUGCUUCUUUUUACUAUUGUAUUCAUAUUUUCAGAUAGUCUUGGACACUUCUGGAAGGAUAAAGUGCCUGUGCUAAGCCGCAAUUGUUACAAUGUUUUGUUCAGAAUUGUUGAAAUGGGAGUAGCAUUGUGGUUUCCAUGUGUUCUGUGGAACUGUAUACGGCCUGAGCAACUGUGGAUACUCAAUCCUAGAAAAUUACUUAGAAAAUUGGACAUUCGGAAACCCAUUCGAUCUGGAGGAGAAGCUGAAGCUCUGGUGGCAUCUUCUAAAUCCAUAACAAUAUCUAAAUGUGAUGCAAGUAAGGCUCUGGAUAAACAACCAGAAUGUUGGAUUUGCUAUGAUCAAGAUAAAUUAGACUGUGGUCCUUUAAUUCAACCAUGCAAAUGUAGAGGGGAUGUGUCUGUUGUUCACCAUGAAUGCUUAAAACAAUGGUUAAUUGAAUCUUCUGGACAGUCUGAUGCUGCUAAAUGUAAAGUUUGUAAUGAAUGGUAUCAACUGAAACAAAGUACAGUCUGGCUUCCUCGAGGCUUAACAACAUACCAUUGGGUAAAAACAGGAGCCAUUAUCAGUGUAAUGUGCAGUUCUAUUGCAACUGCAUGUUUUCUGAUCAAAAUAUUUGAAAAUGUUGGAAUUCGUACUCUUUCUGGAGGAUCAGCUCUGCUAGUAGUUUAUAUUUGUCUCAGGUUAUUAGGCUUCAGUGUAUUGAAAGGUUAUCAGAGAGCUAAAUUUUCAGCUGUUAAAAUUUUAAAUCAUAAUUUAAGUACUGGGCAAGGUGAAACAUUAUUGUCAGCACCACAACCUGUCAUUCAAGAGUCUGCUUCAUAUGUUCCUCAGCCAACAUGAGAGGAUUUACUCAUUUUGAGUUGUGAAAUAGCCAUGUUGGAAAAUUGGUGCAAUCUCUUUUUCAUUAUUUAUUUUCAUGUGAAAAUUACUGUUAUGUGACUUGUAACUCAUUAACUUUUUAAGUUAAAAGCUAUUCAAAUAUUUUGCUAUUUGUUGAAAUACUCUAAAAAAAAAAUAAUGCUAAACUUAGAUGAUAGCAUUUCUCCCCCUAUAUUUCUAUGUGUUUUAAGAAUGGGGCACGUUCAACUUGAUAAUACUGCUGUUCAUAAUUGUAUUUCAAGUAUUUUUUUACAUAAUUAUGCUCUCAUCAUGCAGUAUGAAUCUGUAUUAGUAAUAUGGUGUUGAAGAGAAAUGCUCAGUUAAUGUUGAACCUCAUUAAGUGUUUCUUUUUUCUUUUUUAAUAAUGAAGUAUAAUGUGUGAAAGAUUCUGUUCUUGUUUAGUAAAUCUUAGACGCUCUUUCGCCCCCCCCCCCUUGAACUGUCUUAGUGUUUCUCCGUAAUAAAAUUAUAUUAUUUAUAAAGAAACAUUUUUUGUAACUCAAUAUGUAUGUUGAAUAUCUUGUUAUGUUUCACUUAAUUAUUUUUAAGUAGUUUUAAUUAUUAUUUAAAUGUUUGUUAGCACUUGAUGUGACAAAGUCUCUCAGUAAAACCUGUUAUUGAAUUAGUUAUUUGUUUAAAAUAAGGGAAAACUAAAUUAGAGUUAGUAUUUACUUUAGUUUUAUUUUAGUUUCAUUAUCACUCACUAAAUAACUGAAAUAUGUAAAACUACAUUUCAUAUCCAAAUGUCUCAAGACAUUGUUUUAACAUGUGAAGGUUUGCUGUUAAACAAUUUUUUUCACUGUUAUUAUUGAAACUGGAAAUAGCUUUUUAUUAUAUCAUAAGCACUGAGUUUUGCACCUGUAAAUAGUAAAAAUCUCAGUUUCGUACUCUAAAAUAUUUGAAAAGAUGAUUAAAUUCCAUUUUGAAAUGGGAUUUUUAAAACUAUUAACUGUAAUUAUUAGUGCUCAUCCAGAAAACAAUCGUAAAUGUAGCUGUGAUAAAGUUAUUCUAGUUGUAAGCAGAGAAGUCUUAAACUUGCAAUAUAAUCAAGACAUAUUAUUGAUUAAACUAUUAAGUAAGCAUAGUUCUGUCUUGUGAAAAAUCUGAUAAAUGUUUUAUUUCCAUCAAGGUUUAUGUUACAAAAAUUUUUGUAUUACUAAUAUUUUUAAUUUUGCUGUUGCAGGAUUUAAAAUAGUUUUCUUAAAUUUCAUUUUGCUGGCUUAUACAUACAAAUAAUUCCCAUUUUGAAACAUAUUUGCUAGAAAAAAUAUGAAAUGUUAAAUUGAGUGUGGUGUUAAACCGUGAUUAUUAAUUUAGAAAUAGAAAGUUUUAUGUUAUCAAAAGAUGUUCUCUCUUUACAUGAUUUUUCAAUGCUUCUUGCAAUUUACUGAUAAAAUUUUGUUAGCUUGAAUCAGUAUUUUUGAAUUCAUAUCAUGUAUGUGUGUAUUUGUACAUAAAUGUUAGGGAUAUUUAUUAUGGGAGUGUAAAUGUUAUAAAUGUAAACAUGCAUUUAAAAAUAUUUAUUAAAUUAUUAUACCAUUAGCUGUGAUUUAUCAUUGUAUUUGAUUUUUUUUAAACUUAUUUACUCAGCAUUGGUGAAUACUAAAAACUUUUCUUGGUUUAUUAGGGUUUUUUUUUUUUUUUCCUUUUGUUCUAAAAUUUAUUACUUUACAUUUAGAGUACACUUUAUGUGAUUUAAUUCAGAAAAGUAUAAGAAUCCAUUCUAUGGUUUAGUUUUAAAAAUAUUUUUUCUUUUCUUUCGGUUUGCUUUAUUUCUUAAGUUUUUGGCUUUUAUAAGGUCAAUUUUUGUCUAUUAGUAGGGGAAUGUAGGGCAAAGUUAAAUAGUUAAGAUGAGAGCUUUUUACUGAGCUUUUUCAAAAUGAACAAAUUUAUUUUGAAAAUUACAGUACAUAAAGAAUGAGCAUUCUAUUUUAUAAUAAAACUUGCAUUUGAAACAGUAUUCUUUACUUUUGACAGUAAAUUUGCACCUUCAAUAAAGUGAAAAAUUUUCAUUUUUUUUCCCCAUGGGGGCAGAGUGAAAAAUAAAAUAUUUUUCUAAUGAUAUAGUUUCUAUUUAAUUAUAGAAAAUAUUUUUGAUUAAAUGAAUCAGUAAAUAAAAGGUUUAAUGAAUAAAUGAAAAGAAACUGAAACAAUAAACUGAAAAUUCAAUUAUUUAAUUAAUAGAUGAAGAAAAAUAAAUGAACAUAUGUAAAAGUGAAUGAAUAAGAAAAUAUGUGAAUGAAUGAAUAAAUAAAUGAAUUACUGAAUGGAGGAAUGUAAAUGAAUGAAUAAAUAAAAAAUGAAUACAUAAGUGAUUUAGUAAAUGAUUUAUCGAGUAAACAAAAUAAGCUAUUUCACUUUGCCACAUCCCAUUUUGUCCCUCAUGUACUUGACUGAUUGUAGAAAAUAUUUAAAAUACAAAUAUGCUUAAUAUUAACUGAAUCAGUAUUGGACAAAGUAAUAGAAGGUCUCAAUUUUUUAAAUGUUAACAAGAAUUAGAAUAAUAAAAAUAAUUUUUGACUUUCAACAAAGUAUCACAAUAUGAGUAUCAAUUUUUGGAAACUGCCUGUAUUAUAUGCUUUGAUCUUCAGUGAUACUUUUUUCCGAACUGGAAUAGAUUACAUGUGCUACUAUAUAGUUAAAAUAUUACCAGAUAGGUGGCACUAAAAACAGAGUAAAUAUUUUACCAUUACACUUUGUCCCACAUUCCUCAACUAUACUGUAAUAAAAUUAGUGAACUUUUUCUGCCUUCGUGAUUACAAUUGGAAUCACUGAAACUUAAGGGCUUAAUGGUGUAUAUUUACAGACUCAUUUUAAUACUUUCUGUGUUUAUGCAAACCAUAGUAAUGGGGAAAAAAUCUUGUAGAAAAUAAAAACUUUUUUUUUUUUUGAAUGAAAAAAAAUUAUUGUUUGAAAUUAAGUUUUGUGAAUUGAAUGAUUCUUGCCAAGUUUUAAAAGUCAUUCAUAUUAGCACUAAUCUCAUUUCCAUUUCUCUUUUAACUAUACAUAUAAGCAAAAGAUACCAAAUUUUAAAGUAAAAGCCCUGAUACAUGAAUUUUUUAUGUAAUUUUUAUGAUUAGAAACACCCAACAAAAAUGUGAUGCAAUCGAUUGUGGAAAACUUAUGCUCUUAAGUUACUGAACAGCCAAUGUAAAAAGUAUCUGUAAUAAAAGUUUUUUUAAUUCUAAAA